Cordyceps militaris CM01 is the source of this 1899-nucleotide messenger RNA. Its product is annotated as tyrosyl-tRNA synthetase. Gene Ontology annotation, molecular function: ATP binding; RNA binding; tyrosine-tRNA ligase activity. Bases 1 to 1899 code for a protein of 632 amino acids. Gene Ontology annotation, cellular component: cytosol; mitochondrion. The transcript has 2 exons. The record is from RefSeq and is a predicted model, not a curated record. Lineage: Eukaryota; Fungi; Ascomycota; Sordariomycetes; Hypocreales; Cordycipitaceae. Gene Ontology annotation, biological process: tyrosyl-tRNA aminoacylation.
AUGGCUGCCCGGUUAUCGGCCGCGGCACUGGCCCCUUUAAGACCAAUCUCGAGUUCGGUCUGCGCGGCCCGCCAACUCAGCCAGUCUCUCCUACAAAGUCAGCAAACUCGAGGCGUUGCGCAGACAUAUUUGAAAAAGGUUGCGGAAGGAGAAGAGCGCUGGAAGGCCAGGGCGGAACGGAUUCAGAAUGGAGAGCAACGGCACGUCUGGGACAUUUUGGACGAGCGAGGAUACAUCAAGGAUGUCGCAGGAAACACGGACAGGAUCAAGGAAGUUAUGCGAAUCAAGCGAAUCGGUGCAUACGUCGGAAUUGACCCCACGGCCGACUCUCUGCAUGUAGGCCACAUGCUGCCACUCAUGCCUCUUUUCUGGCUCUGGUUUCAUGGAUAUCCUGCCGUGACGCUUAUUGGUGGCUCGACAGCAAGAAUUGGCGACCCUACCGGCCGUCUACAAAGUCGCGAGCAUAUCACCAACUCGGACAUAUCCAAGAACAUCACCAAAAUCCAUUACCAAUUAUCCAAGCUGUGGCACAAUGUCGUCCAGAUGCGAAUCAAGUACGGCUACGAAGACGACUGGGCGGCUAAGAGGAGCCUGCUUAACAACAAUAUGUGGCUGCAAGGCCUAACACUGUACGACUUUAUAAAGAGACUUGCGAGGGACACUAGAAUCGGUCCCAUGCUGAGUCGAGAUACAGCUAAGCGCAAGCUGACAGAUGGUGACGGCAUGUCCCUGGGCGAAUUUAUGUACCCUUUGCUGCAAGGAUGGGACUUUUGGCACAUGUACAACAAAAUUGGCGUGCAAAUGCAGAUUGGUGGCUCUGACCAGUACGGCAACAUUGUGUCGGGAAUCGAGUCGCUCAAGACGAUCCGAGAAACAGAGGAAGCGCCGUAUGCGCGGAUGGAGUCGGGGUGGCAGCACGACCCCAUUGGCUUCACUGUACCACUACUCACAGACUCUGCCGGCGUCAAGUUUGGAAAGAGUGCAGGCAACGCUAUCUGGCUGGACGAGUUCAAGACGUCUGCCUUCGAACUAUACGGAUACUUUAUGCGUCGAACUGACGACGAGGUAGAGAAAUUGCUGAAGCUUUUCACCUUCUUGCCCAUGCCCAAGAUCCAGUCCAUCAUGGAGGAGCACAAUGCAGACCCCGCGAAGCGCAUCGCGCAGCACAACCUUGCUUUUGAAUUCGUGUCCUUGAUUCAUGGAUCGCAAAAGGCCCUGGAAGAGGCCCAGCAGCAUUCAUUCCGCUUCGGCGGCGAGUUGCCCUCUAUUGUCAAGGAACCGGCAGCAAGCUCUGGCAUCAUCAACGCCAACACGGCACCGCGAAGCGACAUCAAGCUACCCCGCUCUGUCAUGAAGCUGUCGCCCGCUAAGCUGCUAUUUGCGACCGGCUUAGCCCCCAGCGCCGCCGAAGGCCAGCGUCUGGUCAAGAUGCAAGGUGCCUAUGUCGCCGCCCAACCCGGCCAGAAGCGCGGGCUCGUACCUGGCAAUCUGAACUGGACGCCGAUGAAGAUGUGGUACCCCGAGGAGACAUCCAAGUUCCUUCUGGACGACCGCAUGCUCAUUCUGCGCAAGGGCAAGCACAACGUGCGCAUCGUAGAGCUCGUCGACGACGAGGAGUGGAAGGCCAGCGGGGAGUUCUACCCGGGCGAGCCGUACACAGGCGAGGUGCGCCGCAGGAAGCAGGAAAUCAUCGCGCAGGCGGCCGAGGACGGCAAGACGUUGACCAUGACGCAGGUCAACAAGAUGCUGAAGAAAAAGGGGCGCCAGGAGGGUCUCAGGGUGGCCAACAAUCCGGACAUUGAGCUGCCUACCAAGACCGAGGUGCGCGAGCGCGUCAGGCUGACGCACAUGCAUAAAAAGGAGGAGAGACGCACGCGUGGUGAUGAGCACGAAUGGUGA